CCGUUGCGCACUUUGUUAGCCUACUCACUGCAUUAGGGGCGUUACAUUUCUACAUCAACUCCAAAACAUGGCUCUGUCAGGCUGUAAGGGUUUUGCUUUCUUAGCAGUCUUCACGUUUACAGAAAGCUGAUCAUGUUCACAAAGCAUAAAGGAACGCUUGGAGUUUCACUAUGUCAGUACUUGAUUGUGUCAUUGAUUCUGGUAUCCCAGUUACAAGCUAAAGUGAUAACACAGGGGAACAUGACCGCAAUCCUGGACCAACCUCUUAUCAUGAGAUGUAAUGUGACCAUAGAAACUGGAACGGUAGUAAAACAGGUCAGAUGGCAGAAAAACCCAGACGAGAGCAUUGCUUCAAACAACCAUAAUAACAAUGCAGUGGUCAGUGAAGAAUAUCGUGGCCGAGUAAAUAUAUCCCUCUACAGACCACAGACGACUUCAAUUACUUUCAACCAUAUAACAGUUACCGAUGAGGGGUGCUACACAUGCUUAUUUGAUACCUACCCUGAAGGGGAGUAUCAUGAGCAGACAUGCAUCAGUAUAACUGUUCAGGUUAAGACUGAAGGAAAUGUGACAGCAGACGUGGGCCAGCCUGUUACCUUGAAGUGUUAUUAUUAUGGGAUACCCAAGAGUGUUCAACAGGUCAGGUGGAAAAUGUUGCAAAACAACAAACUUGAGGACCUGGCUUCAUACAAUAUAAGAUUUGGAGAUAAUAUCAAAGAUAAAUUUAAAGAUCGAUUCAAUAUUAAUCCUGGACUAAGCAUCACUGCUAUUUCUAUAAAAACAGUAACACUGGAUGAUGAAGCAUGUUACCUCUGCGAAUUUGAUAUCUUUCCUGAUGGAGCGAAGAACGGGAGUACAUGCUUGACUGUAUAUGUUUUGCCUAAACCAAAACUACAUGUUAAACGUUUACAAGAUGGAAUCCAAGCCAACUGCACAGCCUCUGCUAAACCAGCACCUGAUAUUACAUGGAAUAUUGCUGGAGGAAAUAACACUGAAAACGUCACCACUACCAGUGAAAUGCUUCCAACUGGGAUCACAUUGGUGGUUAGCAGCUUGUUUGUACAGAACAAUGUUUCUGAAGAUGAUAUCAUUUGCAUGGUCCGACAUCCAGGUCUGGAGAGUCCAAUCACAGUGUCCAUGAGUGAUCAAGGAGCAGGUGGCAGGAAUAUUCUCAUAGCCGUGAUGGUUUGCACAGCAUUAAUAGUCUUCUGUUUGUGUGUAUGUUUGUGGAGAUGUCUGGUUACAACUGAUGACUGAUGGAUGAUUACUGAAGGCAGCUACAAAAGGAAAUACAGUACCGCUGGCACACUGUAUAGAAGGAAAAAAAUAUGUCACCCAUAUGUCACAUAUUUCUGGAUAUUUACAGUUGGUCAUGUUCAGUUCAUUCAGUCCCAGAUAUGACCUCCUAAAACGGAAAUAUCUCCUCAUAUAUCACUUUGUUUGUAAAAUUCUGCCUAAAUAUAAUUUAAAUACAUUACUAGAAAUAAGCCAUGUGGUGUCCAGUGUGUGAUUUUAGGAUUAACCCAACCAGUUCAACCUUUCUAAACUACUAGUAAUGUUGGUCGCAUACAUUUCCAGUUCUAAGACCACGAGUAUUUAUUCCAGAUCCUUCGUAACAGUAACAUUAAGGAAGGUUUCUUUAGUUUCUCACUAUGUACUUCAAUACAGUACUGGGAGUCCCAACAUGGGACCUUACACAAUCUUACACAAUCUUAGUUGUUCUGGCUUGGUGUUUGUCUUUUAUUCACAGCUUUUUGGAAUCCAUUGUAAUAAACCCAUGGUAACAUGUUAUCAACAUUAUGCAAGAAAACAAACAGAUAAUGUAUAAUUAUCUUUUACAGCAAUACAGUAAAUAGUAUAUUAGUAAUUGUAAUUGAUGCACUUGAUUUUAUGACUAUGUAUUGCACUUGAUUUUAUGUAGGCCUACUUUUAAUGGAAGAUGUCCUUGAGUGUCCUGAAAGGCGUCCGCCAAAUAAAAUGCAGCAUUAUUA
This is a messenger RNA of Acipenser ruthenus (sterlet), 1991 nucleotides long. RefSeq names its product OX-2 membrane glycoprotein-like. Gene Ontology annotation, molecular function: cell-cell adhesion mediator activity. The transcript has 7 exons. NCBI's taxonomy places the organism in Eukaryota, Metazoa, Chordata, Actinopteri, Acipenseriformes, Acipenseridae. The record is from RefSeq and is a predicted model, not a curated record. Bases 133 to 1257 code for a protein of 374 amino acids.